CUCGUGUAUAAAAGAGUCGCGUUAUCUGCAGACCCCCUCGUGACUUACUGUACCCAUUAUCUCAAACCCGAACAAAUUCAAUAUGGACAACCAAGCUUACAAACACCCUUACGGCCAGAAUGUACCACCCCCGGGGUAUGCGCCUCAGUACCCACAGCAGAUGCAUCAAAGCUCGUCCAACGUGACUGUCGUAACGGCCGGUGGGUUUCAGCCAGCACCAGUUAUCGUUACUCCCCCAGAGCGUGACUGGACGGUUCCCGCCGUUAUGGUCACUCUGUGCUGCUUCUUCCCGACAGGAAUCUGCGCCAUCAUUGCUGCUGUCAACGCAAGGAGCCAGUUUCUCGCGGGUGACACUGAGGGGGCAAGGUCUAGUAACGCCUGGGCCAGGGGUCUGACCUUCGCCUCGAUAGGGUUUGGAGUCGCGUGGAUUGGCGUUGUCAUAGCAUUGUACAUAUGGGUGUGGUCCGUGGCGACGUCAUUGAAUGGCUAUUAGAUAGGGGAAGGAGCAGAGGUUACUCUGACAGAGGACCGAUACAUACGGAAAUGUGGCGUCAUAAAAAAAUGUUCCAUUAUGUUUAUGGAUUUCGAAAUAAAGAAUAAAUUUUUGUAUUAAUAAAAGUGAAAUAAUAAAGCAUAAAAAACAUU
Messenger RNA from Magallana angulata, 645 nucleotides. RefSeq names its product proline-rich transmembrane protein 1-like. Lineage: Eukaryota; Metazoa; Mollusca; Bivalvia; Ostreida; Ostreidae. The record is from RefSeq and is a predicted model, not a curated record. The coding region runs from base 83 to 493 and encodes 136 amino acids. Gene Ontology annotation, cellular component: membrane. The transcript is spliced from 4 exons.